CUAAUUUGUAUGAUAACGUUACGCCGUUAUUUUGGGGUUCUACUGUAAUUUACUUUUCUAAUUUACGGUAGAAUUUUGUAAUGUAAACAGUUAAGAUAAGUAAUUUUGUUUUAGGUGGGGUUUAACGCGGAAUUUUACGUGAUCUCUGUUAGAUUUUAACUUAGAUAUUUUGAUGAGCUGGCGUGAAUUUGCAUAACAGGUUCAUCUUAAUAAAUUAACGAAUUAAAGCGAAUAUUGUCAUUUUCUUCAAUACGUCGAUAACUUAGACAACCAUAGUAAAAUAAUAAUUUGAAAACUAUUAACUAGAUUUAUGUUACAAUUAUGCGAAAAAUUAUUUAAAUUUAAUACAGAUGAUUAACGUAUCUUGUUUUUGUUACAGAUACCAAUGCCCUGAAAAUGCCGCCAUCAUAACCAGAAAAAAAAACAAAAAAGAAUAAUGUGAAAAUAUGAAUUGACACACAUGAUUUCAACAACCAACUUCACACACACACCGUCAGAUGUGAACACACUACCGUACGACUGCAGAAAUAUAACAUUCAACUACAAAAAUGCAACACAGAACUGCACUUACGAAGUAUCGGAUGAUUACGAGAAUUCGGGUUUCGGGAAGACGAAUUUCACAAACGCGACGUACACGAUGUCAAAUGACAAUUUUACGGAGUACGUUGAGAUCCCGUAUUACAUAAAGGCGACGUCAAUGACAUUUUGUAUUGUGAUAAUGUGUCUUGGGGUGAUUGGGAAUGUGAUGGUGCCAAUAGUAAUACUAAAGACUAAGGAUAUGAGGAACUCGACGAAUAUAUUUCUGGUGAACUUGAGCAUAGCGGAUCUGAUGGUGUUGCUGGUGUGUACGCCGACUGUGCUGGUCGAGGUCAACUCGAAGCCGGAGACCUGGGUGCUGGGAAAGGAAUUGUGUCUUGCAGUACCAUUUGUAGAGUUGACCGUAACUCACGCGUCAGUGCUGACCAUCCUAGCGAUCAGCUUCGAGCGGUACUACGCUAUCUGCGAGCCAUUGCGCGCCGGGUACGUCUGCACAAAAACCAGAGCAACGCUCAUCUGCGCGCUAGUGUGGUUUUUCGCCGCGCUGUUCACCAGGUACUUUUUAGGGACACUUGAACAAAUAAGUUAUUUUUUGAAUUUCGUUUUAAUAUCAUUCCAGGGCACUAAAGAGGAAUUGUGAUUUUUGAAAUUGUUUGGUUGAUAAAAUUGCGAUCAGCAAAACCCGUUUUCAGCAUUAUCGCAUUUAACAGCUAUUUUGUGAAUCGUGAAGCCUUCAGUGAUUAACAGAGGCGUUUGACCGCCGGACAGCGGCAGAUGCUAAAUAGUGUCGGCUUGUUAACAAAUUUCGACUCUAAAGCUAUUAAUAUAACGCCCAAAAUGGACUGUGGGUGUCAGCUGCUUUCAGCUAAAGACUUAUGGAAUAACAAUUUCGUGUAAUAUAAAUUGGUUUCAAAACUGAUAUUCGAAGGCAAUUUAUCAUUUUGAAAGCGAGGAUCCUUUUCGCGCAUCUGAGGACUAAGGACGGCCGUGGUUAUCUAAAAUAGAGUUUUUUUCAUACCGUUUAGGGUAAAAACACAUUAUUCAUACGUCGAUCAUUGUGAAGGGAGCUUGCCACGUCAUGUGGAUGCGUACUAAGGCUAAUACAGUUUCCCUGUCUUCUUAAAUUCUAAAUCUUUAAUAAAUCAUGAUUAUACAAGUAGACCGGAGUUUUUUGGAGGAACGCAAGGCUAUUUUUCUUAUAUGAC
Molecule: messenger RNA, 1742 nt
Organism: Trichoplusia ni (cabbage looper)
Lineage: Eukaryota; Metazoa; Arthropoda; Insecta; Lepidoptera; Noctuidae
Product: QRFP-like peptide receptor
Exons: 2
Coding region: 461-1177 (238 amino acids)
Biological process (GO): G protein-coupled receptor signaling pathway
Cellular component (GO): plasma membrane
Molecular function (GO): G protein-coupled receptor activity
Source: RefSeq, a predicted model, not a curated record